AUGGUACUGUUGGUGAGCGGCGGAAAGGAAGGUGGAAAAUGGGUUAUUCCUGGAGGUGGCGUUGAGCAAAACGAAUGUGCUGAGGAAGCAGCUCGUCGUGAGCUGGAAGAAGAAGCCGGCGUGAAGGCGCGGGCGGUCGAAGUCAUAGGCCUUUUCCAGGAUGACGAUCGAAAGCAUCGUACUACAGUUUUUCUUAUGGAAGUUGAAGAAGAACUGAGCGUUUGGCAAGAGGGAGAAUAUGGUCGGCGGCGAAUCUGGUUGCCAUUGAACGUUGGUGCCGAAGUUGUCAAAAUGGCACAUCGACCGAUUCUGAACGCCGUACUUGCACGGUAG
Molecule: messenger RNA, 333 nt
Organism: Cooperia oncophora
Lineage: Eukaryota; Metazoa; Nematoda; Chromadorea; Rhabditida; Trichostrongylidae
Source: the annotation of a GenBank genome assembly